AUGUCGGUCACGCUCCACACGAAUUUGGGCGACAUCAAGUGCGAAAUCUUCUGCGACGAGGUUCCUAAGACUGCUGAGAACUUCCUGGCACUAUGUGCGAGUGGCUAUUACGAUGGAACCAUAUUUCAUCGGAAUAUCAAAGGCUUCAUGAUUCAAGGUGGUGACCCAACUAACACUGGCAAGGGCGGGACAAGCAUAUGGGGUAAAAAGUUCAAUGACGAGAUAAGAGAGUCUCUUAAGCACAAUGCUAGAGGUAUAUUAUCCAUGGCUAACAGUGGGCCUAAUACCAAUGGAAGCCAAUUUUUCAUUACUUAUGGCAAGCAACCACAUCUUAAUGGACUUUACACCAUUUUCGGCAAAGUGAUUCAUGGUUUUGAUAUUCUCGACAUAAUGGAAAAGGCUCAAACAGGACCUGGGGAUCGGCCUCUGAUGGAGAUCAGGGUUAACCGUGUGACGAUACAUGCUAACCCACUUGCCGGUUAA
Messenger RNA from Striga hermonthica, 483 nucleotides. NCBI's taxonomy places the organism in Eukaryota, Viridiplantae, Streptophyta, Magnoliopsida, Lamiales, Orobanchaceae. The record is from the annotation of a GenBank genome assembly.